Molecule: messenger RNA, 762 nt
Organism: Aspergillus saccharolyticus JOP 1030-1
Lineage: Eukaryota; Fungi; Ascomycota; Eurotiomycetes; Eurotiales; Aspergillaceae
Product: SUR7/PalI family protein
Exons: 4
Coding region: 1-762 (253 amino acids)
Biological process (GO): fungal-type cell wall organization
Cellular component (GO): plasma membrane; cell cortex of cell tip
Source: RefSeq, a predicted model, not a curated record
AUGAGCCGUCUAGUAAACUGGUUGCCGACCGUGUCGGCAUUCAUCGCCUUCAUCCUGACCCUGAUAUGUCUCUUCGCGGGGACCCAAACGGAUAUACUCCCUGACACUUCCAUUUUGACUAUCUAUACAUCAAACAUCAGCGAAAGCACGGAGCUAGCCGGAUUCUACUCCGUCCAUGUCAUGUCAUACUGCGAGGGAGAGCUGCGGGUCAACCACAAGGAUUUCAACAACUGUUCCGAUCGGACGUUAUUCUUUUCCUUUGACCCCGAUGCCGCGAUUCGGGCCGACACGGGGAAUGUGACCUCCCCAGCAGAGCUUGGGUGGCCCAGCGCGAUCACCGACGACUUCUACGCUUUCCGAAUGACAUCGCGCAGUAUGGGAAUCUUCUAUUGUCUGGGCGCCGGGGUGGCCGCACUGGCGCUGUUUGAAAGAGCGUGGUGGGCGCUCAGACGCGGACCGCGACAGACGGUCACGGAAGUCUCGUCCAUGAUGCUGAGUUUCACGAUGCUUGGAAUCUCGUCCAUCAUUGCGACGGUGAUUGCAUUUCAGUUCGUCAAGCUUGUCAACUACCACGGCCAGGAGGCUGGAGUGACGGCGGAGUACGGGCCGCAGUUCCUAAGUCUUACUUGGGCAGCAACAGGACUGUAUCUGAUUGGGGGCACCACUGGGCUAGUGAUGGUGCUGAUCGACCGCAGUCGACCUCCACACGGGACGACCAGGGACGGGGACCAAGGAACACGGGAAUUAUCAACGGGAAUGUAA